Ictalurus punctatus (channel catfish) is the source of this 1134-nucleotide messenger RNA. It is a transcript of the gene psmb10, whose product is annotated as proteasome 20S subunit beta 10. Gene Ontology annotation, cellular component: proteasome core complex. The record is from RefSeq and is a predicted model, not a curated record. Lineage: Eukaryota; Metazoa; Chordata; Actinopteri; Siluriformes; Ictaluridae. The coding region runs from base 162 to 998 and encodes 278 amino acids. The transcript is spliced from 8 exons. Gene Ontology annotation, molecular function: threonine-type endopeptidase activity.
GUCACAGUUGAAAGUGAAAGAAAGCCCGACUACCGCGUUUGGGCAGGAAAUAAACCCGCUGACGCAUUGCCGAACUUCAUCCAUUCUUUAUUUCAGUCCCAGUUCGACUUCUUUUUAUUUUAUUUUAUUGUUUUAUACUUCACAAUCCAGCCGAUUGAACGAUGCUGAGCUCGAGCUCACAGGUUGAGGCACCGAGUGGAGGUUUCUGCUUUGAGAACGCGCGCAGAAAUGCGGUAUUGGAGGCUGGUCUGUCGGAGAAGGGCUACAGCGCUCCAAAAGCCCGGAAGACUGGCACCACUAUCGGUGGGAUCAUAUUCAAGGAUGGAGUUAUCCUCGGCGCUGACACUCGGGCUACUGACGACAUGGUCGUGGCCGAUAAAAACUGCAUGAAGAUCCACUACAUUGCACCCAACAUAUACUGUUGUGGAGCAGGCGUGGCAGCAGACGCUGAGAUCACCACCCAGAUGAUGUCGUCAAACAUCGAGCUGCAUUCUCUCAGCACGGGACGUCCUCCUCUCGUCGUCACUGUGACACGGCAACUCAAACAGUUGCUGUUCAGGUAUCAGGGACACAUCGGUUCGUCUCUCAUCGUCGGAGGAGUGGAUGUUGACGGCUUCCAGCUCUUCAGCAUCUACCCUCACGGCUCCUAUGAUAAACUGCCCUUCGCCGCCUUGGGUUCUGGAGCAGCUGCAGCCAUCUCUGUGUUUGAAGACCGAUACAAACCCAACCUGGAGCUGGAGGAUGCGAAGAGGCUGGUACGUGAUGCCAUCGCCGCUGGGAUUUUCUGUGACCUGGGCUCUGGUAGCAACAUUGAUCUGUGCGUGAUCACAGACAAAGGAGUAGAUUAUCUGCGGGGCUAUGACCAGCCUGUACAGAAGGGCCAGAAGGAAGGCAAGUACAUCUACAAGCAAGGAACCACACCAGUGCUGACGAAGACGGUCACGCCACUCACGCUGGACGUCGUGGAUGAAUCUGUUCAGAUGAUGGACAGCCAGUGAAGCUCCACUACAUGUUGCUUGUUGCUUUAUUCUUCUUUUUUAACUGUUUAUGGAUGAGGAAUUACUAUCGUGCAUUUAAGCCUGAGUAGGCGUUUCAUUUCUCUGACAUAAAUAAAUAAAUAUGAUUUUAAAAAUA